This is a messenger RNA of Sardina pilchardus (European sardine), 4496 nucleotides long. RefSeq names its product protein tyrosine phosphatase receptor type C (gene ptprc). The coding region runs from base 54 to 4082 and encodes 1342 amino acids. Gene Ontology annotation, biological process: positive regulation of peptidyl-tyrosine phosphorylation; protein dephosphorylation; negative regulation of protein kinase activity. The record is from RefSeq and is a predicted model, not a curated record. Gene Ontology annotation, molecular function: protein binding; protein tyrosine phosphatase activity. Lineage: Eukaryota; Metazoa; Chordata; Actinopteri; Clupeiformes; Clupeidae. The transcript is spliced from 35 exons.
GGAGUAAGACCGGGACAUAUGGUCGCUUAGCCAAGCGCCAACAGCUCUUGGUCAUGGCGCGUCUCUCUGGACUAAAGGGCCUCUUGACUCUUGCCAUCCUCAUCUCCUCGACUCAAGCAGCAGAUCCUACAACAGCCAAACCUUCAACAGCUGGUCCAACAGCUUCCAUUAUUCCUACAGGCCCACCACCACCAGCAGACAUCAGUUCCUCUCCCACACGCACCCCCACACCUCAACAGAGCACACAGAAUGUAACAAAUGUAACAGACACCACUCCCCCACUCACCUCCACACGUCAACAAAACACAACAAAACCAAAUAUCCCAAAAACAGACACUCAGACCUCCACUCAACUUGCCUCCACUCAAACCCCAACAAUCCCAACAACAGUCAAAGACACUCAGACCCCCACUCAUCUUGCCUCCACUCAAGCCACAACAAUCCCAACUACAAUCGCAGUUGACUCAGUCCCACCAUGUGAUGACAGAUGGUUUAACAUUGAGGAGAAUAAUGACAAUGUGACAAUAAUCAUCAAAAUCAAAGAAAAAAUCCCCAGUACUAUUGCUCCCACUACUGCCGCAGCAAAUGUUACAAAUACCACUAAUCCUGCUAUUACCACUAGCCCUAGUGUCAAUAGCAAUGAUGUUAUAAGUAGCACCAGAGCUAUGGAAAAUAUUAAUGAGUACAAAAUUGAAUUAAUUGAUGUCUCAUCUGCCUCGAACUUCACCGUUGAUUCAUUUAUCAUCAACAAUACAAAACUGAAUCCAUGCACCACGUACCAAAUAAAUGUCUUCAACAUCAACAAGAACAGCAGCACCAUUUGUAGACUAAAUGGUAACACAACAACCACUUUCAAAACCAGAAACUUAUUCAAAGAGGAUUUCAGCCCAAAAUGGACCCAGCAAAAAGACACAUCAGAUCAACUUUGUUUUGAGAUGCACAAGUGGAAGAGGAAUGAAACGUGUUUCAAGGCGAACAGGACUUGUGAGCUGAGAUCAUUUAAGAUAGGUCCGAAUGAUUGCCCUGUCAACAUAACGGAUUUCCCCCUUGUUGGUCAGAUUGAACUAUUUUAUGAGAAUAAAUACCCUAUUGAGAUUAAAUGGCAAAACAAACCCAUCAAAUGUAAUAAUGAGACUUUGGAUUUCAACUGUACAGGACAAAAUGGUACAUCAUAUCCAGUUGGCAAAUUAGAGCCAUUUGAACAGUACAUCUGCACCGGAACUUACAACAAAUCCAGUUUUUCUCUUCAGGGCAAAAUACAUGUGCAUCUCAGAUGUGGUGUAGAGCUUAUAACAAAAAACAAAACUGAAGGCAACACAUCACAUACCCUCCUCAGUACAAGUAAAAGUGAUAAUUGCCCUGGCGUCACAUUCACCAUUCUUACCAAAUGUGAUCGUGGUGGUUCUAAUGUUCCUGUUGCCUGCACAAGCCUACCCAAUAGCCAGGAGUGUAAUAUAGCAGGUUUAACACCUUUUACUAACUAUGGCUGUGACAUUAACAUGGAGUAUGCUACAUUUAAGAGAAAAGAGAGGAAAACAUUCAAGACUAAACCUGGCAACCCUACCAAACCAGGGGUACCCACAAUAAAAGUUCCGUCAAAUAAUGGGUUACUUGUAACAUGUGGCUCCAUCAACCAGUGGUUUGGUACCACUGGAAGUUACAAUGCAACAUUACUUUCUGGGGGAAUCAGAAUUAAGACAACAAAUAGCAGUAAAUGCUCUUUUAAGUUUGAAGACCUCAGCUACUCAACAGAAUACAUAGUGGAGGUUAGAUCAGUGAAUGGUGAAGGGUUGGUGUCAGAUCCAAGUUCAAAAACAGCAUCCACAUCAUAUAAUGACAAAGCUGUCAUUGGAAUCUUGGCCUUUCUCAUAAUCCUGACUUCCAUCGCUCUCCUAUUUGUUCUGUAUAAAAUUUACAUUCUCCAGAGAAAGAAGGAUAACCGUGACCACUCUGACGAAGUAAUCCCACUUUCAGCAAACCCCUUAAUGACAGUGGAACCCAUCGCUGCUGACUGCCUCCUAGAUGUCUACAAGAAAAAGAUCGCCGAUGAGGGCCGCCUCUUCUUGGCAGAAUUUCAGAGCAUUCCAAGGAUUUUCAGCAAUUACACUGUUAAAGAAGCCAAGAAUCCCGAAAAUCAAACAAAGAACCGUUAUGUUGACAUCCUUCCUUAUGACUACAACCGAGUUCAACUGUCAGCUUCUGGUGGUGGGGGAGAAGCUUGUGCGGACUACAUCAAUGCCAGCUUCAUUGAGGGGUUCAAGGAACAGAAGAAGUACAUUGCAGCCCAAGGGCCCAAGGAGGAGACCAUGCUGGAUUUCUGGAGAAUGAUCUGGGAGCAGAAGUCUUCCAUUAUUGUCAUGGUGACUCGUUGUGAGGAAGGGAACAGGAACAAAUGUGCCCAGUACUGGCCAUCCAUGGACAGAGAAACGGAGAUCUUUGGAGACUUUGUGUUGAAGAUCAAGAAAGAAGACCUGUGUCCCGACUACAUUAUCCGUCAUCUCACCAUAAUCAAUCGCAAGGAUAAGUCACCUGAGAGAGAGGUGACCCACAUCCAGUUCACCAGCUGGCCCGACCAUGGCGUCCCCAGCGAACCACACCAGCUGCUGAAGCUGCGUCGCCGUGUCAACAGCUUCAGCAACUUUUUCAGCGGGCCCAUCGUUGUGCACUGCAGUGCUGGAGUGGGCCGCACGGGCACCUACAUUGGCAUCGAUGCCAUGAUGGAGAGUCUGGAGGCAGAGGGCGUCAUGGAUAUCUACGGCUACGUGGUGAAGAUGAGGCGCCAGCGCUGCCUCAUGGUGCAAGUAGAGGCCCAGUACAUCCUGAUCCACCAAGCUCUGAUUGAGUUCAACCAGUUUGGAGACACAGAGGUGCCCCUGGUGGAGCUGCACUCCUCCAUCAGCACACUGCAGCACAAGGACUGUGAUGAGCCCACCCUCAUGGAGGCAGAGUUCCAGAGGCUUCCCAAGUACAGAAACUGGAGAACCUUCAACACUGCAAUCAGUGAGGAGAACAAGAAGAAGAACCGCUACUCGUCCUGCAUCCCAUACGACUUCAAUAGAGUUCUAGUGAAAAUGGAAGAGGAGACCAGCCGUGAAAGUGAUCAGGAUGAUGACGACGAUGAUGACUACUCUUCCUCUGAUGAUGAUGAGGAAGAGUCCACCCAAUACAUCAAUGCUUCAUACAUUGAUGGCUACUGGAGUCCAAAAAGUGUGAUCGCUGCUCAGGGACCACUGGAGGGAACCGUUCCUGAGUUCUGGCAGAUGGUCUACCAGAAGAAGGUCAAAAACAUUGUCAUGCUCACCAAGUGCAAGGAGGGUGACCAGGAGCUGUGUGCCGAGUACUGGGGGCCAGAGAAGAAAACCUACAAGGACAUCAGCGUACAGGUGGCAGAACCCAUCACCUCUCCAGCCUACAUCAAGAGGACCAUCCAGCUACAACAUGCCAAGAGGAAAGACGCUCGGCAGGUGCAGCAGUACCACUUCCAGAACUGGCCAGAGCAGGGUUUGCCACAGAACCCCCAGGAGCUGAUGGACAUGAUCAAAGCCAUGAAGCAGAGCAUUGGCGGCAGCAGGGCGGACAAGAGCGUCCCAGUGGUGGUACACUGCCAAAACGGAACUAGUCGCACUGGCAUUUUCUGUGCCCUGUGGAACCUUGUAGACUGCGCAAACACUGAGAACCUGAUUGACAUCUUCCAGGUCUGCAAAAGUUUACGCAAGGAACGUCAGGGAAUGAUCUCCGAAUUUGAACAUUAUCAGUUCCUGUACCAGGCCAUGGGGGGAGCCUUCCCCGUGCAGAACGGCGAGGUCAAGCAGACUGCGCCAGCUGUGGACUCUGUGCAGAUUGUGAAUGAGGUUCCCGCAGCCACUACCACCGAUGACCAGAAGGCGGCGGAAACCGCGCCAGUGCCAGCAGCCUCCUCGGCGGCCCAGGAAGAGUCGAAGGAAGACGCUGAGAAGGAGAAGGAAGCAGAUACCGCUGCUGAGAGUAGCAGCUUGCUACCAGCAGGGGGAGCCAGUGAGGCGGUUGAGGCAGCAGCUCAGCCCAGUGCUGCCAAUGGCCCAACCAUAACAGUUGAUGCUUGAGAGAGGGAGCGACAGAUUACAGUCAGUGAAUUACAGAAGAAAGAGUUACAGAAGAGUUUUCAUGAGGGGCUUAUCUGACUUGCUUGUAUAAAUAAAUAGGAUUUGUAACAUGCAUAAAAUAUCAGUUUCAUAUAGCAAAUGUGUGCAUAAUUUUGAGUAACAUUUAGUUUGUUUCAGCUUUCAUUGAAUGUAUUGUAAAUCAUUAUGAAUUAAGAUUACUGAAACUAAAUUAUAAGACUUUUUUUUAUUAUUCAUGAUGUACAAAACAAUCAUUCAAGUUUUUUUUAAAUGUAUGCAUUUGCACUACAUUGCUCUUUUCAAACUAAACCAUUUUUUCAAAAAUAAUGAAUAUCUGAACAUUUGAACAUUCUAUGCUUGUAUUUGAGUGAAUAAAUAAAGGAUUACUGAAGUCUA